Molecule: messenger RNA, 1825 nt
Organism: Hemibagrus wyckioides
Lineage: Eukaryota; Metazoa; Chordata; Actinopteri; Siluriformes; Bagridae
Gene: mffa
Product: mitochondrial fission factor a
Exons: 8
Coding region: 120-1034 (304 amino acids)
Biological process (GO): positive regulation of mitochondrial fission
Cellular component (GO): peroxisome; mitochondrial outer membrane
Source: RefSeq, a predicted model, not a curated record
CGGGAGGCGAGUUGUUUGUGUGAGUCGCUUCACUCACUCGGGUGUUUCUCCUCUCUGUAAUGGAGCUUUCUGUGUGAUCCUGAGUCUGAGUUAAUACAGUUUAAUUUUUAAUUUAUCAGAUGAAUCCGGCUUUGGAGAAGAUGAACGGAGCGGCGUUCCCGUCUCCCACAGCCGAAAUGGCCGAGAUGAACCGCAUCCACUACGAGCUUCAGUACACGGAGGGCAUCAGCCAGCGCAUGCGUGUGCCUGAGAUGCUGAAAGUCGCCCCGUACACCAGCGAGGAGAAGGAAGGUGGCGUCAACCCAGGCCAUGAUUUGCUGCACACGUCCAUGAUGCAUGUCCCUGACAGGAUCAUCAUAGCAGGAGACGAGGAAGACACGCAGUUUUCCAGACCGAGAGAUCUGGAUCUGAUCCAGUCCACGCCACUUGAGACUCUGUCUCUGAAGACUCCUCCACGGGUUCUCACUCUCAACGAGCGGCCCCUCGACUUCCUGGAAAUGGAGCCGUCCAGUGAAGAGGUACGCACGCAGACCCGAGCACGCAGAGAACGUUCAGUCAGUGAAAACACAGCUGUGCGCCACAACAGCCAGGUUCCCAGAAACGACUCCUCUGUUUCUCCUCCUUCCCCGUCCACUCUGCGUGCUCUGUCGCUCCGUCGUCCUCCUGAUGAGGUGCAGGGUGUGUCUGGUGCGCGCGGCGUUCUCUCCUUCCUCCAGUCCAGCACUCGUCGGGCCUACCAGCAGCUUCUGGAGGUCCUGGAUGAGAACCAGCGCAGUAAGCCUUCUCUCAGGGGAGGUUCCACCUCCUCUAACCUCCAGCAUGACAGCAGAUUUGCGCUGGACACGACUAUGGAAGGGGGAGAAGAUCUGGCUGUGGCAGACGCUACAGCUUUAAGGAGACAGAUCAUCAAACUGAACCGAAGGCUGCAGCUCUUAGAGGAAGAGAAUAAAGAGCGAGCCAAGCGUGAGAUGAUCAUGUACUCCAUCACCGUGGCAUUCUGGCUGAUUAACAGCUGGGUGUGGCUCCGCCGCUGAGUUAAACAAAAAACACCCGGUUUCAUCUAAGCUCCGCCUCCUCGCUUCAGGUGUCAAACAUCAGCCCUGGUUUCUGCGCUCGUGUCCCAAAGCUGGUGAGCCUUUCUACCUGCACAGGACGACUCCUACAGCCACAGGACAUGCUACUCUUCGUGUAUAUUUGUGUUUUUGUUUUGUUUUUUAUUUUAAACAUUGACAUCGUUGCUGAAGGCCGUGCAUGAACCAGAUGUGUGUAGAAACAUAUACAAGCUUAAGGCUCUGUGGUGCUGAAUCUCAUCUCAUCUCUCUCUCUCUCUCUCUCUCUCUUUUUUAUAUAUAUAUAUAUAUAUAUAUAUAUAUAUAUAUAUAUAUAAAACUAGUCUCUUAGAUGAAAUUCAGCAUCACAGAGGCUUGCGCUCGUAUUCGGCCAGUUUUUACACCUGUCUGUAUUCACACAACUAUAUGGAAAACGAUGAGCCCGUUCUGAACGUCUGAACUGUGUAAAUAUGGACCCAAGGAAUUGAGACACAUGCCUGCUGAUAGCCGGAAUAAUAGUAUUUAAGGAAUGUUGUGACGAUAGCCAUCACCUCAGAUUUCUGUAAAGCUGUUGCCACGUCUUGAAAUCUUCUGUAACGUCCUGUUCUGUCUUUCUUGUGAUGGAUGUGAUGAUCAUGUUUGGGAUUUGAGACCAUGUUUGGAAUAAGAUGACCAUAAUGAUGUUAGAAUUACUCUCUCUUUCUCUUUCUCAUCCAUAUGCACUAUACUAUAACUACAGAGCACUUCUGUUUAAAUAAAGAAUAAUGGUACCUCCA